AACCACACACCAAUUAAAAAUGAAGUGGCACUUGCCUGGGCCUUCGUCGGUUCUCCGCUGCUCGGGGUUGUCCUCUCUUCACUUAUUCAUUGUGUCUGGGGAGUCGCUGCUGACCUGUAGCUCGGUGGCCCGUGACCUGCUCCUUGUCUUAGCUCUGAAUCGUCUCGUUUAUCCACACCCGGGGUUGGACAGGAUGGGACGGCCGCGCGCAGAGGGACGGGAGGGGUGGGUGAGAGAUACGGUUAUGUCCACAAGCCGAUUACCUCUGGUUAUUGAGAGCUCUUCCCUGCACCCGUGCAGAGACAGACGACAAGCACCGGGCUCACAACAGGACUCCACUCCACUCAGAGAGUAGGAUGAACUUAACAACACUUUUUUGGCAAACUUACUUUUACGUAUUUGCAUCAGAAGUAAUGUAGGCAGUAGGCAUUUCAUUUUCAUUUCAUUUUAGUGUAAUGGAGUCUAGGCUGUAAUUGAAUGACAGCUACAGGAUGUGACUUCUAACUAUUCUUUGUUUUAAGUCUGCGUAAAGCAUCAUAAUUUUAUGUUUUUGGGCUUUAGUUGGUAGCUUAUGUUUUAUGUAGCCCAUAUAAAGUCAAUGCGGCUACUCUACAAAAUUUUAGAUAUAAGUCUAUAGACUAGAGUAGUUAGCUCCUUAUACCACCUUUUUGUUCUUUAUUGUCUUUUAUUUUGUGGAAUUUUUAACCUGUAUUAUCGCAUCAAGAAUAUUUUACUUGAAUUUUAGUCUCAUAAUUUAAGGAUCGAUUAGAUUAGAUAGGCUUUUUUUUUCAAAUUCUUCAUCCUGUAGCCUAAAUGACUGAAUGAAUUAUCCAUUUAUGGGCAUUUAAUCUUGAUUAUGGACACCUGAGAAUUUUUAAGGAGUUAUCAAAAAUUACAAGGUUAUUUUUGCAGUGAAAGCUGUAGAAAAUGUCUAGCCCCUGCAAGAGUCUGGAUGAACACUGUGGUGUUGCUGAGAGUCCCGCUCACAGAGAGACGCCCCGCUAUCGCAGUUGGAGCAGCCUGCGGUUCUCAAGAUGGAGAAGUGGGAGCCAGAGGAGCCCACCUCCCACCCCAUCCCCAAAAGGAGAGAAACGCAGCGAGGUGACCAAAACACUUUUCUCCCUGGUCAAAACACACAAUGAUAACUACACAGCAGACCCAGAUGGCUUACUUGAAACUAACGGAGAAGGGUGCGUUGAAGAGGUCAUCGUUGAAGACCAGGCCAACUACUUCCAGAAGCAGUUUGGGUCCAUGCUGCAGCCAGGGGUCAACAAGUUCUCACUGCGCAUGUUUGGGAGCCACAAAGGGGUUGCAGCUGAGCAAGAGAGGGUCAAGUCUUUUGGAGUGUGGAUAAUUCACCCCUACAGUGACUUCAGGUUUUACUGGGACCUUGUCAUGCUGAUUUUGAUGAUGAGUAACUUGGUGAUAUUGCCAUGGGGAAUCACCUUUUUCGAAGACCAGAACACACCUCCUUGGAUCACAUUUAACGUCCUCUCUGACACUCUAUUCUUGCUAGACUUAAUUUUUAACUUUCGAACGGGUAUUUUGGGAGAGGACAGUCACAUCAUUCUGGACCCUAAGGAGAUCCGCUUGCAUUACCUCCGCACCUGGUUCCUAGUAGACUUUAUUUCUUCAAUUCCGGUGGACUAUAUUUUUCUGAUUGUGGAUCUGGAAAGGUUGUUGGAGUCAACAGACGUGUACCGCACUGCUCGCGCCCUCCGUAUCGUUCGCUUCACCAAAAUCCUCAGCCUUCUGCGGCUACUUCGGCUGUCACGACUGAUUAGAUACAUCCACCAAUGGGAAGAGAUCUUCCACAUGACCUAUGACCUGGCCAGUGCUGUGGUGCGUAUCGCAAACCUGAUUGGGAUGAUGCUGCUGCUGUGCCACUGGGACGGCUGCCUGACCUUCAUGGUGCCUAUGCUUCAGGACUUUCCCCCGGACUGCUGGGUGUCCAAGAACAAUAUGGUGAACUCAACGUGGCAUAUUCAGUACUCCUACGCCCUUUUCAUGGCCAUGAGCCACAUGCUGUGUAUCGGGUACGGUGCUCACCCCCCAGAGGGCAUGAGUGACGUCUGGCUCACCAUGAUCAGUAUGGUUGUCGGGGCAACCUGCUACGCCAUGUUCCUGGGACACGCAACCAACCUGGUCCAAUCCCUGGACUCCUCUCACCGCCAGUAUCAGGAAAAGUACAAGCAAGUGGAGCAGUACAUGUCAUUUCACAAACUGCCAGCAGACGUCAGACAGAGAAUCCAUGACUACUAUGAGCAGCGCUUUCAAGGCAAAAUGUUUGAUGAGGACAGCAUCCUCGGAGAGCUCAGUGACCCUCUGAAGGAGGAAAUUGUCAGUUAUAAUUGUCGUGGGCUGGUUGCCAACAUGCCCUUGUUUGCCAACACAGACCCACACUUUGUGACAGUGAUCCUGACAAAACUUAGGUUUGAGGUGUUUCAGCCUGGAGACUAUAUCAUCCGUGAAGGGACACUCGGUCGGAAAAUGUACUUCAUUCAGCACGGCGCUGUCACAGUCAUGCCACGAGGCACUAAGGAGAUUAAGCUCAAUGAUGGAGCGUAUUUUGGGGAGAUCUGCUUGCUGACACAAGGGCGGCGCACGGCCAGUGUGCGAGCAGACACAUACUGCAGACUGUACUCUCUGAGUGUGGACAGUUUUAACGAGGUGCUAGAAGAGCACCCUCUGAUGAGACGAGCCUUUGAAAGUGUUGCUGUGGACCGACUGGGACGAGUCAUAGCCAAAACCAGGAACCAGUCUGCCCCGACAGAGUGACAUGGAGCGAAACAAUAGACAAUCAAAUAUGGCAUUCAUCAAACUUGUCCUGGAAUGCAAACAAUAUACAGACUGAAGCUUUAGUGCUGAAUAAGGAAACAUGAUUAAGAUCCUCUGCUCAAUUUCUGUUUCUAACACAUGCAGUUGCAUAAAUAAUUAAUUGACUGUUCAUUGUUAGAUCUAGCCCUUUGCUAAAACAUCUCGGGUUGUUGGCAGAAAAUAAUUUCUCUAAUGUAUUUUGUGGUUCAUUUUAAAAUACCUUAAAAGGCAUUUUCCACAGAUUGGACACAAGAGGUGAAUGAUCGCACCAGCUGGAUAAUAUAUCGGCUUUAUGUAGCACUGAUUUAACUCUGCAGGUUGCAUCAAGUCUAGGUUUAAUACUGGUGUUCACAGAGGAUAAGCUGCUCUGAUGUAAUAACUCCAACUGUACAGAAAUGGGCUUUACUGUGCAUCAAUUUCCAUAUAUGUGGCAUUCAUAUUUAAAUUUUAAUAAAACAAGCUAGAG
Molecule: messenger RNA, 3283 nt
Organism: Periophthalmus magnuspinnatus
Lineage: Eukaryota; Metazoa; Chordata; Actinopteri; Gobiiformes; Gobiidae
Gene: hcn3
Product: hyperpolarization activated cyclic nucleotide-gated potassium channel 3
Exons: 7
Coding region: 928-2778 (616 amino acids)
Biological process (GO): potassium ion transport; transmembrane transport
Cellular component (GO): membrane
Molecular function (GO): voltage-gated potassium channel activity
Source: RefSeq, a predicted model, not a curated record